Messenger RNA from Pararge aegeria (speckled wood butterfly), 357 nucleotides. RefSeq names its product 60S ribosomal protein L38 (gene RpL38). The record is from RefSeq and is a predicted model, not a curated record. Gene Ontology annotation, molecular function: structural constituent of ribosome. Gene Ontology annotation, cellular component: ribosome; cytosolic large ribosomal subunit. Gene Ontology annotation, biological process: translation; protein-RNA complex assembly. Bases 99 to 311 code for a protein of 70 amino acids. The transcript is spliced from 5 exons. Lineage: Eukaryota; Metazoa; Arthropoda; Insecta; Lepidoptera; Nymphalidae.
AUAAUUGACACUGACAAUGUUAUGAGAAUUUGACAAGCAAAAUUAUUUCUCCCUUCUUUGCUGACUUUGACAGCUAAGUGUCAAGGAACGGCUUCAACAUGCCACGCGAAAUCAAGGACAUCAAGGAUUUCCUCCUGAAGGCGAGAAGGAAAGAUGCUAAAUCUGUAAAGAUAAAGAAGAACCCUGAGAAUGUGAAGUUCAAGGUGCGCUGCUCACGCUUCCUGUACACACUUGUCAUCACUGACAAGGAAAAGGCUGAGAAACUUAAGCAGAGCCUGCCACCAGGUCUGCAGGUUAAGGAAGUUAAGUGACAACAUAAUGUAGGAUUAAGUUAAUAAAAACAUAAAAUACCUUCAA